Trichobilharzia szidati is the source of this 962-nucleotide messenger RNA. The record is from the annotation of a GenBank genome assembly. Lineage: Eukaryota; Metazoa; Platyhelminthes; Trematoda; Strigeidida; Schistosomatidae.
AUGACUACCACAUACAAAACUUUACGAAGCAGCGUCUCCAUAAAACUUUGGAACCCGGUCAGGAGGUUCAGGCCAGCAGUUGAGUUAGCUGGUCGAUCAUUCGAUCUUUCUGUGGUUGUUUACUAUCACGAUAACAAUAACAUUUAUUAUGCCCAUAAGUUAUUUAAUCAGACUAUUAAUCUUUAUGAGAUUGAAGAGGGCGUAGACACACAGUUAAUAUUCCUCGUUGUUCUGGUGAUUGCUCUCAGUAUUGCAGUACUCAUUGGCGCGUGGCACUGGUUCACUUCAAAGGCUCAUCGUCGUCAGCCUACCAAACAGUCUUCGAAGUUGGUCGAAAAUAAUUCUGACAGCAGUGUAGUGGAGAAUGAAUAUUUAGCACUGAUCAAUGAUAAGUCUCAAGCGAAGAAAGGUAAUUUAGUUGAAAUUCACUUUUGGCUGUGAGGAAUAAUGUGCAGUUUAAAUUUUAAAUCAAGUAUUCUGAUCAUAUUGUCACGCUGAACUCAACUACAUUCAUCUGAAUGUAGUGAUAGUUUUUACUAAAUUUAUAAAGUAAUCGAACAACUGUUAGUCCAAAACUAGAGUAUUUCACAUAUUCCAGCCUGGUGGUUCCUGUGUUGUUGUCGAAACAAUGUUAAUUGUUGCCAUUCUAAUCUCUCACUACUCCAGUAACUUCAGUUUCAUUUCAUAUACGUAUAAAUCUUACAAAAGUAUAUCAGCACGGUCGACUAGUGUUUCUAAAGAGUCCUUUUGUUCACGCGAGCUAGGCAUGUACAGUGGGUACCAAUCCACAUUAAAGCCAUGGUAAUUUACUACCCGUCUCAUUCACGUGAACUGUCUUCAAAGUACUCCCUACUUGACGUUGCAGAAAUUCUCGGCUUAAAUGAACUGUAUCCUUAUUGUUAUUUAGCAAUGAACUUUAACAUAUGUUUAACCUUUUUAGGUCGAUCUGACCAGACGGUACG